AUGAAAGUGGAUAUAAUGUUUCUCAGGCGGAAACCCAGAAUUCUCUAUGAUCCGCAGCCACCCGAAAACCGUGAAGUACUAUUUUGGAUAAUAUUAGCUGGAGCAAUAGCUCCUAUACUGUGGCUGUCUAUUGCUUACUGUGUACUUAUCUCAAUGGAAAAUCAAAGAUUAAUGGAGGAGUUGGAGGAGCGAUUAGAAGGUGUUGAGCAUCAGGAAAGUCCAGCAGAACAAGCUAAGAAGCCAGAGCAACAAAUAGGCAGUGAAAAGGUGAAUAUAUAACA
Molecule: messenger RNA, 281 nt
Organism: Cylicostephanus goldi
Lineage: Eukaryota; Metazoa; Nematoda; Chromadorea; Rhabditida; Strongylidae
Source: the annotation of a GenBank genome assembly